Messenger RNA from Cynocephalus volans (Philippine flying lemur), 2956 nucleotides. It is a transcript of the gene RNF26, whose product is annotated as ring finger protein 26. Gene Ontology annotation, molecular function: ubiquitin protein ligase activity. The transcript has a single exon. Bases 575 to 1873 code for a protein of 432 amino acids. Gene Ontology annotation, biological process: protein ubiquitination; ubiquitin-dependent protein catabolic process. Lineage: Eukaryota; Metazoa; Chordata; Mammalia; Dermoptera; Cynocephalidae. The record is from RefSeq and is a predicted model, not a curated record.
CAGUGGAGUAGAGGCCGCACCUGGGGUUUGCUAACCUGACUCCCUCUCCCACUCCCCCUUUGGGCGCCAAACGCCGCGAGCGGGAGGACGGGGGCCGGGCGGGGACAGGGGCAUCUGUGUAGCUGGGCCGCGAGGUCGCGCCCAGCCUGCGCCGCCCCCACCCGGCCCCGGCCCGGCCUGGCCCGAUCCCAUCCCAUCCCCUCCGUUCCCUGUCUCCUCCCGGUCUGACCCAUUGCCCGGCCGUGGUACGCUACACGAGACCUCCAGACCUCCAGAGCUGAGGUUUCUCCUCCAGCCCGGGCUCGCCUUCACUUUAGAGAUAUUUGGUCUCUUCUCUCCCAAGCAGCCCGCCUUCAAAACUGGGACUCUUGGACUGGCACCUGACGCUCUUUCCCUCUGCUAAGACUUCACUUCCCCGUAACCCACUUCUUCCUCAGAUACUUGGUUCCCGCUGGGUUGGAGACAGCUCUCUUUCCUUCCAAACUCCCCCCACCCUCCGAAAUAUUAACAACCUUGACAACUCCCUCAACUGAGAAGCCAGACUUCCUUUUGGACUCAUCUCGAUAGCCCUAUCAUGGAGGCUGUGUACCUGGUAGUGAAUGGAGUGGGCCUGGUGCUGGACGUGCUGACCUUGGUGUUGGACCUCAACUUCCUGCUGGUGUCCUCCCUCCUGGCUUCCCUGGCCUGGCUCUUGGCCUUCAUCUACAACCUUCCGCACACGGUACUGACUAGUCUUCUGCACUUGGGCCGCGGAGUCCUGCUUUCACUGCUGGCCUUGAUCGAAGCCUUGGUUCGGUUCACCUGUGGGGGCUUGCAGGCCUUGUGUACUUUGCUCUGUAGCUGCUGCUCUGGCCUGGAGAGCCUAAAGCUCCUAGGGCACCUGGUCUCUCAUGGGGCACUGCGGAGCCGGGAGAUACUGCACCGAGGUGUCCUCAAUGUGGCCUCCAGUGGCCAUGCUUUGCUGCGCCAGGCCUGUGACAUCUGUGCCAUUGCCAUGAGCCUGGUGGCUUAUGUGAUCAACAGCCUGGUCAACAUCUGCCUCAUUGGCACUCAGAACCUCUUCUCCCUGGUGCUGGCCCUGUGGGAUGCAGUGAUGGGGCCUCUGUGGAGGAUGACGGACGUGGUGGCUGCCUUUCUAGCCCACAUUUCCAGCAGUGCUGUGGCCAUGGCUAUCCUUCUUUGGACCCCCUGCCAACUAGCUCUGGAGCUGCUGGCCUCAUCUGCCCGCCUCCUGGCCGGCUUUGUGCUUGUCAAUCUCACUGGCCUGGUGUUGCUGGCUUGCGUGCUGGCAGUGACAGUGAUCGUGUUGCAUCCGGACCUCACCCUGAGGCUGGCCACCUGGGCACUCAGUCAGCUCCAUGCCCGGCCAUCCUACCACCGGCUCCGAGAGGAUGUUGUGCGGCUGUCUCGCCUAGCACUGGGUUUGGAGUCCUGGCGCCGAGUGUGGAGUCGAAGCCUGCAGCUGGCAAGCUGGCCAAACCGGGGAGGGACACCUGGAAUUCCCCAAGGUGGACGUAGGAGGAUGUUCUCAGCCAGGACCCAGGCACAGGACACUCUGCCUGGAGCAGGGCCCAGGUCAGAGGCAGAAGAGGAGGUCAGGACCGUCAGAGCAACACCUGCCUGGGGCCGAGAGAGGCUCAAUGAGGAGGAGCCUACAGCUGGGCAAGACCCAUGGAAGUUGCUGAAGGAGCAAGAGGAGCGGAAGAAGUGUGUCAUCUGCCAGGACCAGAGCAAGACGGUUCUGCUUCUGCCCUGCCGGCACCUAUGUCUGUGCCAGGCCUGUACUGAAAUCUUGAUGCGCCACCCCAUCUAUCACCGCAACUGUCCGCUCUGCCGCCGGGGCAUCCUGCAGACCCUCAAUGUCUACCUCUGAAAACUCCCUCCCUGCCUGCCCACUCCUUCAUGAUCCACACAGGCACCUGUGCUAGGACAGCACUAACACCUCAUUUCCAGUUCCUGGCCUGAAUCCCCUCCUGUCCGCAUGGCUGUCACUCCAAGCCUCCAAGCCAUACAUGAGACAUUGAGAUGGAAUUCUCUGGAAGACUGCGGUCUGGGUGGGGGCAGGGUAACAUAGCUUCUCCUUACCCAGUGGGUCCUUUUGAUGCUGAGGGUGGUGAGUAUGUCACUAUGCAAGGGCCCUGAGACUGCCGUGGGCUCUCCUCCAGCCUACCCUGGGCCCACCCAGAUGCCAGCCUCUGGGGCUACCUCUCUCUGCUUCUGGUUUUUCUUUCUUUCUUUUUUUUUAAAAAGAUGACCAGUAAGGGGAUCUUAACCCUUGACUUGGUGUUGUCAGCACCAUGCUCACCCAUUGAGCUAACCGGCCAUCCCUAUAUGGGUUCCGAACCCGGGGCCUUGGUGUUAUCAGCACCGCACUCUCUUGAGUGAGCCACAGGUUGGCCCUGCUUCUGGUUUUUCUUUUGGGGAUUUGUAUGUCCUUUCCCUGCCUUCUUCCCAUUUUCUCCCCAGCUUCUGCAGCCACAACACAUAGGUGUUAUUUGGGUGUUUUGGCAACUCAAGGACCUUGGAAUGAUCUUGAACCUUUGUGUUCAGCCAGAGCCCCUGUACCCUGGUAAUUUUGGGGGUAAGAUCUCGCAGGUGCUCUCAGUGCCACUUCUGUCUGUCAUGAUCUUAUGAGGUUCCCUCCCAACUUGAUCCAAAAGCUGGAAUCAGGAGUUUACCCCUGGAGGGGUGCAUCUACACCUGGCUUUGGGACCAUGUACCCUCCAGCACCCCAGCUCCAUUGGGAGCCUCAGGAGGGAUAACCAGAUUUCUACUCAUUCCCCUUUCAUGCCCCACAUCACGUAGAAAAAUGGCAUUUAUCUUCUGUUUGUCUCUCCCUGGCAUUGGAGAGGGCAGACUGCACAUUUCACUAGGGUCCAAACAGAAGGGGCCAGGCCUGGGGACAUGCAGUUCCCUGAGGGGUCCAUCUGGCCCAGUUUCCAUUGAAUAAAGUUCU